UUUCGGACCCCCACCCUACAAUCGGUCUCCGUCGCAGAAGCUUCGUCAGAAAAUCCAGGGACGACAUAUCGCGCGAAACUCGAUAAAAUUGAUCCUCAGGAACAGGGCCUGGGGAGUUUGCGUUGCUCCCAUUGUUCAAAAGGGGGCUUGAAUUCAAUUUUCCACGGAGAUUUUUAGGCGAAAUUCUGGGUUUUCUUCUUCCAGACCUGAUUGAACUUAUUCGAUUAGCUUUUGUGGGUUGGUCUGGAAUGGGGCAACAACAAUCGAAAGAUGAACUGCUCUACCAGCAAGUAAGCUAUGGAAAUUCAGAAGGGAUUAAAGCCCUUUGCCGAGAGGGUGCAGGCCUUGAGUGGAUUGAUAAGGAGGCGAAAACCCCUUUAAUUGUGGCUUGCAUGAGUCCUGAGCUUCACAAUGUUGCGAGAACUUUGAUAGAACUUGGUGCUAAUGUUAAUGCCUAUCGGCCUGGACGUCAUGCUGGUACCCCUUUACAUCAUGCAGCUAAAAGAGGUCUUGAAAAUAAUGUCAAAUUACUUCUUUCUCAUGGAGCAAAUCCAUUGAUCAUGAAUGAUGAUUGCCAGAGUCCUCUUGAUGUUGCUAGAGCAAAAGGUCACAGCAAUGUUGUUCGUACGAUCGAGAGUCAUAUUUGUUUGUUCUCGGGUUGGUUGCGGGAGUUCCAUGGACCAGGAUUUUUGGAAGUACUGGCUCCUCAAUUGGUCUCAAGGAGAGUGUAUGUACUUUAUUACCAUAAUUCUGAAUUUAAGUUUCUUCUAUUCGUAGUUCUAUGUCAAUCAAAU
Molecule: messenger RNA, 794 nt
Organism: Cucurbita pepo subsp. pepo (vegetable marrow)
Lineage: Eukaryota; Viridiplantae; Streptophyta; Magnoliopsida; Cucurbitales; Cucurbitaceae
Source: RefSeq, a predicted model, not a curated record